Molecule: messenger RNA, 1018 nt
Organism: Exserohilum turcica Et28A
Lineage: Eukaryota; Fungi; Ascomycota; Dothideomycetes; Pleosporales; Pleosporaceae
Exons: 1
Coding region: 1-750 (249 amino acids)
Source: RefSeq, a predicted model, not a curated record
AUGGCAAGCUUGCCCGGCUUCACCACAAACUUCGCCGCCGGCUACCCGACCUUCCAGACGCCCGCCGGCACCUUUGCCCACGGCAGCUCGUCGUCGGGAGAAUCGCCCUCUGUGCCCAACCCGCCCGCUGAACCCCACUUCGACAUCUUCGACUGGCAUCCCGCCUACCAGAGCUGCCAGCGCUACUUCCUCGACCACGCCCAGCACGACAACGGCGUCCAGGCCGUGUGCGCCCUCAUCAACAUCUGCCUGCCCUUCCAGUGGUCCCCCAACCCCCUCAUCAACGCCUCUGCCCCGCUGCCUCACGCCUCUGCCCCAGCCGCCUACAACAUGCCCUGGCCGCGGCAGGGCCCCAUGACGACGGCCCGAGGCCAGCCGCCGCCCGCAUGGGUGUCUCUAGUCCCCUUCAUCCGCCGCCUGGUCGUGACGGGAAUGGACAGCUCGGGCAUCAUGCACGGCUUCUUUGGCGAGGACUGGAGAAAAGGCGUGGGGCCAAUGCACGAGUGCGAGCGCCGCAACUACCUCUUUACCGCAAAGAGCGUAGGCUGGGCCAAGGUCAAGUGCCAGUACGACAUGUCGCCUCACGAGUCAGUGCCCUUCCUCAAGCCGCUCCAGGAGGUGCAGCUCGCCGAGAUCGAGGGCGCUGAAAAGACAUGGAGUCAGUGGCUGGCCAUGGAGGACUGGAUGGUGGGCCCGCGAGCACCAGAUGCCCAAGACGAGCAGCUCGACGCACGCCGCCGCCCUUCUUGAGCCCUGCGUGCCGAGUACCAUCUUGCCGACUGUAUAUACAUAUCAUGCUUGUCAAGCGCUAGGGCCGAGGCUGCCUUGUACGACACUACAAAGCUGCUGACGUGGGGCGUCUGUGAUUCGCGACGACUGGGGAGGGGUCAGCGACCGGGGAAAACAUGCGCCAUUGAAUGGCGCGGAACGCGUACUUACAUACAUACAUGCAUGCAUCACGAUACCACGUGGGGAUGCGCAUAUUUCGGUUUCACGUUGUAGUGUACAUAGCAUUUUC